Phlebotomus papatasi is the source of this 1161-nucleotide messenger RNA. RefSeq lists its product as uncharacterized. The transcript is spliced from 5 exons. Lineage: Eukaryota; Metazoa; Arthropoda; Insecta; Diptera; Psychodidae. The coding region runs from base 112 to 1137 and encodes 341 amino acids. The record is from RefSeq and is a predicted model, not a curated record.
UCGUAAACAUCGAAAAACAUCGCCACACAAUUCCGCGUGAACAAAAUUUUUCCAAUUUCUCCCAAACGGAAAUUUUAUUUAUUUUGGCUUUUUUUACAAGAUUUUGGGCUGAUGGAGAAGAAAUUGGUGCUGUAUCAGAGGGCUAUUGAGGAGGAGAGGCAGUAUUCGGAAGGAAUUUCAGGGACUCUCAGGGAUCUUUCUAGCAAUGUGGCGGAAUUUGUGAAGAUUGCAUCCCAGCAGCGGGAAGAUCAGGCUGUCAGGGACAGAAUAACUGAUGAGGAUCUCGAGAAAAUAGCUGCUUUCACAAAAUCCAUCCAUGCGAAAGUUAAAUCUAUCGCUUUGGCUGUGAAGGAGGAUAAGAUCUCAAGGGAAGCAUCCAAGAUGACUCUGGCUGUGGGAUUUGAGCCUCAUGUUCUCAUGAAUGCCCAGCGUGAGCUAACAGAGGUGAAAAGGGAAAUGGAAUGCUCGAAGAAGAGCUUCAUCUCAAUGGGAUGCUGCCUUACAGAACUUUUGAGUGUCCUGACCCAGGAAGACAGUAACCUAGACAUACUCACCAGCAAUUAUGAAUCCCAAAUUCGGGUUUAUUUCAAAUUUCUGGAGAAAACUCUCAUUUCCUUCUUCAACACUGUCCAUGAGCGUGAGAAUCUUCCCAGCAGCAAUUACAAAUUUGUUUGCUUUGCCACAUCCGUGGUGGGGAACAUUGCCUCGAAGGAGAGUGGGAGGAAGAUUAUCAUGAGUCAUGAAAAGAAUCAUUUUCUCCUGAAAACCUUCCUCAAUCUUCUCUGCCGGCUGCGUUAUCCACGAGAGAUCCAGCUCCUUGGGAUCUUCCUGAAAUUCCUCUGUGAUAUGAGCCUGGAAGAUGCUGCAGUUAAAAUCAUUCAAAAUCAUCUCACUGUGAUGGAGCAAAUUGUCGACUACAUAAAUUACGGGAAGAUCGACCUUCAGUACAUGGCCACUGUCCUUCUGUUCAACACACUGGAUGACCUGUCCAGGAGCCAAUUUGAGAGACUUCUAUCAAAGAUUGAUCAGAUCGCUUGGGGCAGCCUCCUGGAGUGUUCCAAUGACGUCCUCAAAACUGCCGGGAAGAAGCUCUUCCAGCAAAUCACCAAGAAACGCAAAUCCUUGUCUGACAAAUAAACAAUGAAUUUAUUUACUUCCGUA